AUGGAUGUCCCCGGCAAGCGGCAAGCUGCCAUUGCCCGCGCCGUCUCCCGAGCCCUGGCUGCGUCGGAGGAGAGCAAGCAGCGCGAAACCCUCGUCGAGACGGUACACCACUUCUUGUCCAUCCUCGAGCUCCGCCUGGCCCGGUUUCGGCCCGCAGACUUUCUCGCUUUGCGCCACAACCACUGGCACAUCGACGAGGGCGAGUACCGCAGAUCGUUCCAGACACCCACCACCACCACCACCACCACCACCACCACCGCCAAGCCGGGAGAAGCCAGCCCCCCCCGGCAGGGAAGCCUGGGCCUUGUCGCCGCCGGCAACCUCGGCUACAGCGGCUCGACCUUCCUCCGCACCGCCGACGGCAACUACAUGGUCAAGUCGGUCGACCGCCGCUUCGAAAGCCAGUUCCUGCUGCGCGAGCUGUUUGCGCCGUACGUGGCGCACGCCGCGAGCCACGAGGGGAGCCUGCUCAUCCGCAUCACCGACAUCCUCUACGCCCCGCGCGCCUCCCUGGGAAGCCUCCUCGGCGUCCAGCCGCGGCACUACAUGGUCAUGGAGAACCUCCUCCGCGGCCGCCCCGACGUGCAGUGGCAGACGUUUGACCUCAAGCCCACCGACUACUUCUUCCCGGAGCGCGACCUGGUGCACCAGAGGCUGGUGCCGAGCGACGUCGUCGACCGCCUGGCAGACGAGCCCCCCCGCGGAGUGGACGUGUCGUCGCGGGCGGCGCUGGAGCUGACGGACCUUGUUGCCGAGGACACGGCUUUCCUGGCACACCACAACGCGGUCGACUACUCGCUCUUGUUUGCGCGGUCCCGGGCGCGCGGCCGGGCCGUGAGGGAGCCGCCGUCGUGGAGGACGGGGGUGCUGUCCUCGGACGGGAAUUGGGUGUACCGCGCCGUCCUGCUGGACUUUCUGUGGGCUCGACACAAGCUGCGCGCCAAGACCAUGGCUGGUCUGGUCGGCGUCUUCAACCUGUUGUUUGACAAGGGCCCCAUGACUAUUACCACGGAGCCGUUUGAGUAUCGGCGCCGAUUCAUGAGCAUGGUCACGGACCUGCUUUCCAAGGAUGAUUACGUAGCAGACGCAAAUUCACCAGUCAAGACGGGCGCUGUAGCAAAAGGGCCCAAACGGUCAUCAGCGCACAACCCACCGACCCUCCCCCCGGUCAAAGUCUAG
Molecule: messenger RNA, 1179 nt
Organism: Ustilaginoidea virens
Lineage: Eukaryota; Fungi; Ascomycota; Sordariomycetes; Hypocreales; Clavicipitaceae
Exons: 1
Coding region: 1-1179 (392 amino acids)
Biological process (GO): phosphatidylinositol metabolic process
Molecular function (GO): phosphatidylinositol kinase activity
Source: RefSeq, a predicted model, not a curated record